AUGAAAGUGUCGUUGACGAUAGUUAUAAGUGAUCUUGAUGCCUUCUUGGAUAACGAGAAAUGUCCAUGGAAUGUUCGAGAGGUGAGGUGUGACUACUAUGAGGCGAUGCUGAAGCAGUGCCUGAAACAACUUGAAAUCAACGACGUGAAGAUUAUUCGUGGAAAUGCGCACCAAAUUGAACCCGAAUACACAUUAGAAAUGUACAAAAUGGCAUCAAAGGUGACACGCGACGAUGCGACUUUGUUAGAGGGGACAUCAUUAGGCACUCUGCUUUGUCCACUCUAUUACGCAAUCGACCAGUAUUGGUUGAAAGCUGACUUGGUUGUUGUGGGAGAAGAUAUGCGCAAAUUUGCUCAGCUAGCGGCUCAAAUGAUCGAGCGUCAAGGUGAGAAGCCACGAGCACAGUUGUUGAUCACUGAUGUACUACCAUCAAUGAAUGGUGUUGGUAAAAUGUCUGCGUCUGAUGCAGAAUUUCAUUUGGAUCCGUUCGAUACGCCAAAGCAAACGAAGCAAAAAAUAGCUCGAAGUUUCUGUGAGCCAUGCAACGUCAACGGGAAUAUCGCAUUGCAAUUGGCGAAGCUGUUCAUAUUCCCACUGAGUGAACAUGGUGAAGCGUUGCACAUCGAACGUUCGGCCGAGAAUGGUGGUGAUCUAACGGUGAGCAAUUAUGCGGAACUCGAGAAAUUAUUCGUGGAUGGCUCUUUGCAUCCGGGCGAUUUGAAAUCCGCAGUUGCCAAGUCAAUCAAUGCAUUUUUCGAGCCAAUUCGCAAAGAAUUUGCGAGCAAACAAGCAAAAAUGCUCUCAGCGGCAUUCCCGACUGUCAAAGGAGGUGCUAAAAGCAAUGGUGCAACACAGCAAAAGAAGUGA
This is a messenger RNA of Anisakis simplex (herring worm), 867 nucleotides long. The record is from the annotation of a GenBank genome assembly. NCBI's taxonomy places the organism in Eukaryota, Metazoa, Nematoda, Chromadorea, Rhabditida, Anisakidae.